Messenger RNA from Prunus armeniaca (apricot), 306 nucleotides. NCBI's taxonomy places the organism in Eukaryota, Viridiplantae, Streptophyta, Magnoliopsida, Rosales, Rosaceae. The record is from the annotation of a GenBank genome assembly.
AUGGCGUACGUUGAGCGAGGUGUUGUGAAAUCCAAGCGAUCCAUUUGGCGACUCAAGACGAUAACCGACUUCUUUUGGGCCAUUGUCAACCUCAUAGGCGUGUUUUUUGCUACAAUGUUCUCGAUGGAAAAGUCGGAUGCUUACAGAAAAGGAUUAGCUUCUGGAAAGAAAUGGGAUGGUGGUGGCCCCGGAGGCCCUGGAGGGGGACCAUAUGGUGGUCGUCCACGUGGACCACCUCGUGGUCUAGACAAUGUUCGUGGAAUUGACCAUAGUUCUCUACCUGCCUGUGGUUCCUGCUGCGGUUAA